AUGUCCCUGACAGAGUCGACGCCGGAAUCGGCAGCGAAGGCAGCGUCUUUCUCCGCCCAAUCAUUGGCAGUACUCCCAGUAUCAGCACGCAAUGCAGCACUUACAUCCAUCCAUGAUGCUCUCUCGGCCAGCAAGGACACUAUCCUCAAGGCCAAUGCGCGGGAUAUGGAACUAGCAACACAGGCAUCACAGUCCGGCCAGCUAUCCCAAAGCGUGCUGAAACGGCUGGACCUAUCCCGACCAGGAAAAUACGACGACAUGCUCAGUGGGAUCCUGGAUGUGCGGAAACUCGAAGAUCCAAUUGGCCAAGUCACUCUGAAGACACGGCUGGAUGAAGGUCUCGAGCUGGAGCGUGUUUCCUGUCCGAUUGGCGUACUACUCAUCAUCUUCGAGGCUCGUCCCGAGGUCAUUGCCAACAUUGCCAGUCUGGCUAUCAAGUCCGGCAAUGCUGCCAUUCUCAAGGGUGGCAAGGAGUCUACACAUUCAUUCGAAGCUAUUGCCACUGUCAUUGGGAGUGCCUUGCAGAAUACAGAGGUCCCCAUUGCGGCAAUCCAGCUCGUCAAGACUCGCGAUGUCAUUGAUCAGCUGCUGGACUUGGAUCGAUAUAUUGAUCUGGUGAUCCCACGCGGUGGCAACGAGUUGGUUCGAUAUGUCAAGGACCACACCAAGAUCCCUGUACUGGGACAUGCAGAUGGUCUGUGUAGUGUAUACCUGCACAAGGACGCCGAUAAGGACAUUGCCGUCAAGGUUGUCAUCGACAGCAAAACCGACUAUCCUGCUGCAUGCAAUGCGGCAGAAACACUGCUGGUUCAUCAAGAUGUGCUGAAGACCGUCCUGCCUGACGUAGCAACUGCAUUGCUACAGAAAGGCGUGAGCCUACGAUGUGAUGAGACCAGCAAAGCGGCACUGAAGGAGGUUCUACGUCCAGAGAACGCAGUACUGCUGCAAGACGCCACGGAAGAGGACUACAACACCGAGUUCCUCGAUCUGAUCCUUGCCAUCAAAACAGUCCCUGCCACAGCAUUCUCUUCGCCCUCCUCCACUACAAACGGCAACACAAGCUCCGAUCCCACCACCACGGACGAAGAAGACCCGUCCCUCAACCUCGCCAUCGCGCACAUCAACGCCCACUCAUCCAAACACACCGACUCGAUCGUCACGGCCUCAUCCCAAGCUGCCGAGAAAUUCAUGUCCGCAGUGGACGCCGCCGGCGUAUACUGGAACGCAUCCACACGUUUCGCGGAUGGCAUGCGGUACGGCUUCGGCACCGAGGUCGGCAUCAGCACGAAUAAAAUCCAUUCCCGCGGACCCGUCGGGUUGGAAGGAUUGACCAUCUACAAAUACAAGAUUCGGGGUCGCGGCCAGGGCGCGAGCGACUACGGAGUGGGAGAGGGGAGGAGGGAGUUCAAGCAUGAGAGGUUGGAUUAG
Molecule: messenger RNA, 1428 nt
Organism: Exophiala bonariae
Lineage: Eukaryota; Fungi; Ascomycota; Eurotiomycetes; Chaetothyriales; Herpotrichiellaceae
Exons: 1
Coding region: 1-1428 (475 amino acids)
Molecular function (GO): glutamate-5-semialdehyde dehydrogenase (NADP+) activity
Source: RefSeq, a predicted model, not a curated record